AUGCUGAUGCUCGCAAGCUUUGUCACCUACAAAGUAUCCAACAUAUUGCACUCGAGGUUCGGCAUCGAUCCUCAAUUUCCUUAUUAUUCAAAUCCUAACUAUCAUUAUAAAACCAUCUCGGAAAUCAAUGCCCAAGACAAUUUGUUCAUUGAUGAAACCCCAAUAAGAGAAGACCGUAUUGCUCCAAAGUAUCCGAUUAUUUUGUGUCAUGGUUUCUCAGGGUUUGAUCGAUUGUUUUUAAUCCCUUCGUUGAAUCGUUUGAAGUACAUGGUGACCCAUAAAGAACUAGAUGUCGAUUCUUUGCAAGAACAGCCAGAAUCUGGGCUUUAUUUCGAAUACUGGAACGGUAUUCAAAAGGCAUUGAUUGCCAAUGGCUCGGUGGUGAUGAUUGCGAAAGUGGCCCCCAUGGGAUCAAUUGAGGUCAGAGCAGGUAUGUUGAAUGAGUUUAUUAAUAAGCAGAUUGCCAGAUUAUCCAAACACCAAAAGAUCAAAGAUAAAUUGCAUCUGCAACAAAGAAUAGAUGAAGUCAAUUUACAGAAUGAUGGCCCAUCUCCAAAAAUCAAGGUCAAUUUGGUUGCUCAUUCCAUGGGGGGUUUAGACUGUCGCUACUUGAUAUCGAAAAUCAACGAAUCCCAAAAGAAUUACGAAGUGGUUAGCUUGACUACGAUUUCCACGCCUCAUAGAGGUAGUGAGGUGGCAGACUACGUUACUGACUUGAUGAGAUCUUCAGAGUUAUUUACUAAUUCUGAUUUCUUCCGAUCAUUGAAUGACCUUCGGUUAUCAUUAGUUCCCUCCAGCAUUUAUCAAUUGACGACAAGAAAGAUGAAAGAAUUUAAUAAGGAAGUAGAAAAUGAUCGAAACGUGAAAUAUUUCAGUUAUGGAGCAAGAUUUUUCCCUAGUUGGAAUAAUAUAUAUAGAUUCACGUGGCAAAUUGUCAAAGAUGCUUCAGGGGGUAUUGAUAAUGAUGGGUUGAUUUCGAUUAAUUCGGCAAAAUGGGGUAAAUAUAUGGGAACCAUUGAGGAUGCUGAUCACCUAGAUUUGAUCAAUUGGCGAAACCCAAUUAGAAGGUUUUGGAGGGAGACAAUUAGACAUAGAAAAAGUGGGUUUGAUGCCAUUCACUUUUAUUUGAACAUCGCAGAUGAUUUAGCAAAAGAAGGGCUAUGA
This is a messenger RNA of Saccharomycopsis crataegensis, 1164 nucleotides long. It is a transcript of the gene TGL2, whose product is annotated as triglyceride lipase. The transcript has a single exon. The record is from RefSeq and is a predicted model, not a curated record. Bases 1 to 1164 code for a protein of 387 amino acids. NCBI's taxonomy places the organism in Eukaryota, Fungi, Ascomycota, Saccharomycetes, Ascoideales, Saccharomycopsidaceae.